Psilocybe cubensis is the source of this 1062-nucleotide messenger RNA. RefSeq names its product carboxylate methylbutanoyltransferase mlcH. The coding region runs from base 1 to 1062 and encodes 353 amino acids. The transcript has 9 exons. The record is from RefSeq and is a predicted model, not a curated record. Lineage: Eukaryota; Fungi; Basidiomycota; Agaricomycetes; Agaricales; Agrocybaceae.
AUGGUUCAUUUAUCCGUCGAGGGCGAGGAGUCCCUAAACAAACUGGCGGAUCAAGUUGUACUGGAGAAAAAUAUCCCUGGAUUUCUUUUCGGAGUAACCUCUGUGGAUCAAGAGCUGUAUUUAAAAACUUGGGGAUAUAACGUCAUUGCCGCCCUCCAACUUCUCGAACAAGAAAAAAUAACCCUCGAGACCCCAGUAUCUGACUAUCUACCCGAAUUCUCCGACCUUGUCAUCAUUGAGAACCAAAUGGCUGAAGUUUUGACGUAUAAACCAACGAAGACCGUCAUGCGUUAUAAGCAUCUCCUGGAUUAUACCUGUGGACUCUACUACCCAUCCAAAGAAGGAGACCUACCAGGCAUUCCUGUUCUAUUCGAACCCGGAGAGAAUUGGGCCAAUGGUUGGGGAUCUGAUAUCCUCGGUUUCAUGAUCGAGAAAAUAACUGGGCAAACCUUGGAGAAAUACUUACAAGACAACGUAUUCAAGCCUCUCGACAUAACUGCAUCAUUCUAUCUCACACCUGAAAUCAAAGAGAAACUGGUGGAUCUUACAUACCGACGUGGCGGACAGUUUGAACGGUGGAACAACCAGUCGAGGAUAAUCGAACAAGAUCCAUCCAAAGUGGCUUGCCAUAUGGGAGGAGACGGUUUAUACGCCUCACUAAAAGGUUACUUGAACCUCCUGCGCCAUUUACUCCGGAUCAAAUCGGGAAAGAUAACAAACGGGAUCAUAAGCGCCGAGAGUGUACAAUCAAUCUUCGAACCAUCCCUGCACGAAACCGCGUCUAACAUGCUCAGCCGCCUCUUGAUGUUAGAUCCUUCCAUGCCCAGGGACGCGGUUGCGCAGUGGGGAACCGCCAUCGGUGUGACGGCCACCGAUUGGCCUGGCAGAAGAAAGAAAGGUUCAGGGUUUUGGUGGGGGUGGGCGCAUACCUUUUUCCAUAUUGACCCAUCUACGGGUAUAGCUACAGUGUUUGGGACACAGGUAAUUCCAAUGCCAGAUAGAGACGUAUUUAAGAUUUUUGCAAGGUUCGAGGAGACCUUGUAUGCGGGUUUGGCGGAGUGA